This is a messenger RNA of Paramuricea clavata, 38906 nucleotides long. NCBI's taxonomy places the organism in Eukaryota, Metazoa, Cnidaria, Anthozoa, Malacalcyonacea, Plexauridae. The record is from the annotation of a GenBank genome assembly.
AUGCAUGGACAAAAGACUGCAAGUAUCAGUAAGGUAGGACAGCAUGAUGAGAAUGCAUGAAACUGAACUCGCGCUUCUUGUUCAUUAAUAUAAUUAUUUCUUCCGUGGACACAACGAGUUUUUUAUGUUGUCCUCCAGAUGUCAAGAAAUCGAUUAGGGUUUUAUAUUAGAUUAACGUAACUUAAGGAAGUUAAAUUUUUGCAGAUCAGCCGCGCUAAUGACACCAUUUCGGUGCAACUGACAUCUAUUGCGUGUGUGUGAGAGGAAGUUGCGCAAAUUAUUGCAUAUUGGCGUGGUUAUUGUCAUAUUGUGCAUGACUCUCAAGUGUACAAACUCGGAAGGAAUUAAAAAAUGCAACCAACAAACACAAUAUAAAAUGGAGAAAUCAAGUAAUAAACAAUCAUUCUCUUUCGUAGCUGCAGAUGCAAUGAAUAGCGUUGUCCGCAAUUGACGUCACGAAAAUUCGACCCCCCGCGAAGACUCAGACAAACAUUGGCAACAUUUAAUAUAAAUAGUAUUAUGAUUGAGAGCUUCCUGUGAGUUAGUUUGAUAGUUUGAUGUUUGUUUACGGUUUAUUUGUGCGAAAUCAUACACACCUUGUACUUUUCGCUUUACCUGAAGUGCUAGUGCAAAAUAUUUUUGCUUUGGAAGUAGAAAUAUACACUUUUUCGUCACUUUAGUAUAGACUGUCGUCGUUUCUAUCAUAAGCGGUGUCUACUGUAUUAUAAUAGUACAUGGUUUGGCGUGACUGUUGCUAUAAAAGAGGCCAUAAAGAAAGGGUAUGCAAAAGAAAGGGCAAUAGAAAGUCUGUAGUAGCAGAUAUUUAACCGAAAAAAUCUCGUAGUCGUACCAGAUUUAAUUCGUAGCCCUAGCGAAUCAGUUCUAAAGUUCCCUAUUUAAUGUUGUUGAUUUCAUGUUUAUACUAACUUAUAUGGAUUUUAAUACUCGCUUUAGUGUACAUUAUUUUAUUACUUUAGACAUCUCUAUAAUUAAUAGCAAAGUCCAAAGCCAAAGAAGCUAGGAUUGUUUACUAUAAUCUAUUGACUACAUAUUCAACUUAUAAAAUACGGAUUUAUUAGGAAUGUAAUUAAAACUAAUACUUUCAAAUUUAAACUUUUUUAAAAAAUGUCAAAGAUAAACUACAAACUAUAUAAAAUCUCAAAUAUAAAAUCUUCCGUUGACCAGUAUUUUGUUUUGACAAUACAACAAAAAUAUGUUAUUAUAAAAACAACAUUUUUAUUUAUCUAUUUUUAAAUAUUCAGUUUUGUAUUAAAAAUAGAGAACCUCUCUUUAACACUGUGUUAAUUAAUAGCCUAACACUGUCUGGUAAACUAUUGCUUCUCUCUCAGUCAUAAAUUUAACAACAGACGCUCUCACUGAAAACGAUGGCGUCCCAGACUCAUAUUUUGAGCAUGAUCCAUCAGCUUAUACUGUCGAUUAAACAAAGCAAAGCGGAAUAAAACGCCAAGUAAGCGGUAUUAUAGCAAAGCGCCGGUAUAAAACGCCAAGUUCUUCUUCAGCGAGUUCGGGAAAGCAUCAUUCGCUGGAUGUAUUGACGGGGGGAAAUGGUUAGCUGCGAGAGUUCUUGGAGAAAAACCAGCAUAGUCCGCAGUCAAUAACAAUCAACACAUUGCUACUGCAGACAUUCCCGUCCCGUCCGACUUUUCAAUUCCCUGUUUCGGCAGUUUUUCUUAGUAUCUCGAAUCACUUGGACAUGUUCCCCAGCAACAGUGCUUAGCAUUAACCAUGUUUGUAAUUUGGGAUAAAUUUGAAUUCGUUUUAGCACAGAUAAAAUAAAUAAAAACGUCAAUUUAGACCAAUUUAUGUUCGCUGCUAGUACAAUUCUAUACAAAAUGUUAGUUUGUUUGUCUGAGUCUCGUGGGGGGUCUUCACUUAGAAAAUCUAUUUUUAGCUACUGCGGACAACGCUAUUGAAAAUAUGCAUGUAUGAUAAUUGCACGGCGUUUUUUUACAGUUUGUUAAUAAAUAGACAGUCUCUGAUUUAAUUAGAUACAUGCCUUCGACAUUUGUUUUUUAUUUUGAUUCUAUAAUUAGAAGAAGACAAUUAACUAUAGAAUUUUCCAAAAAGAAUGGUAAUUGCCUAUGCUAUAUAGGUAUAUGGCAACAAUAAUUUCAAUAUGGCGGACAUUUUAAGUUUAAAGUAAUUUACUACUAAAAUAAGUUCUGUGACCCUCAUUUUUUAUUUUAUAAAAUGAUUUGAAUUACGUUCAUGAUUAAAAAAAUUCUGUCGUGCAAACAUUUUUCAAACAGUAGUAAUUUAAAUGUGCUAAUUCCCAAUAAUGUUUGGAAUAACAUUUGUUUUUUUUUAAAUCAUGAGAAUUCAAAAUACUAAAAGAGAUUAUUUAAAUGAAAUAAAAAGUGAGGCCACUAACUUUAUUUAAGUUACUUUAAACCCAGUUAUCAGUGAAAAUACAUUGUUGCCAUAGCAACGGCAGUCAUUGAUUUUUUGAAAAGUGUUGAGCCACCUUGGAGUGCAUGCCAUUCUGACUGACGCCGUUUGUCAUAAUGAUUUAUUUUUAGUACAUUUUAGUUAUAGGCCUACUUCUUUUGUUGUCAUGCAGUGUGCAUGCACUGUUAUAUAGCAUAGCAACCGUAUAGAAUAAUUACUGCUGUUUAUAUUUUAUUUACAAUAACUUAUGCAGUCGAUAAUAAAUUCUCUAUCAGCGAAUUCUUAAAAGGCUUAAAAAAUCGAAUUUAUCAAAAUAAUAUCGCUCGAAGCUAUUGUAUUCGACCAUUCGUAAUUAAGAAGAAAACAUAACAUCCAUCAAACAAACUCCCACUCUUUUAAUUGAUUCAUCAGUUUUAAUAUUCGAAGCACUACAGCCCACAUCAAUUAUAAUUUCGUGCGUACAAUUACGUAAAUUGGCGAAGUUUUCAAGUGUCUUAAUGUAUUUGUCCGGCUAUAGCUCUUAAGAUAUUAAUUAAUUAAACAAAGAGAUCUACACGCCUCUGGCUUAACUGAUGUGUUUGUGUUUCUUUACCCAACUAUAUCCAUCUUUAUUUAUGCUACUAUAGAUUCUACUUGGUGAAAUUCUGGAUAAGUAAGAAUGGAAAUACUGGAAGAAAAAAAAUCAAAUAUAUAUGUGGAUUAUUGACAGUACGAGAUUUCUUUCAAUUAUUUCGUUGUAAAAGGCAAAUGUAACUCCAAAUGAUUGCCCGACAAUUUUAAAGGAUUAAAAAGAUUUUUGUGUAGAUUGCACGUAAAUAAUAAUAAUAUGUUUAUCAGGUUCUGUCAACUUACGACAUGAAUUUUACAUUAGGCAUUUGCCAAAUUUGACAUUAAAAAAAUUGAAAUCAUUUUAAUACGGAUUGAUAAUUAAUUUACACAUAUGUUCCCCCGCCAUUCUUCCGGCCCACAAACAUAUUCAUAAAAAAUAAGAAACAUUUAUCUUGUAGCUAAUGUUUGCCAUACAUGCACAAUGUAGACGAACGCAAAUUACCAUUCAUUAUACUCAGUAGACAGUAACAUCUGGAGAAGCAACUCAAGGAAGCACUCAACAGUUCAUAAAAUUAUGCAAUGAACUGGCUAUAUAUAUAUACUCCUAUAUAUGUUAACCCAGUUUACAAUCAAUGGUAUUAUAUUUGAACAGUCCAAUUUGGAAAUCAUGGCAAGAAGGUUUUAAUGUUUACUAACAGGGUAUAUUAGGAUUAAAAAACAUUAUACAAGGCAAGUAAUUAUUAACAAGGGUCGUUUUUCGUAUAUAUAUAUAUAUAUAUAUAUAUAUAUAUAUAUAUAUAUAUAUAUAUAUAUAUAUAUAUAUAUAUAUAUAUAUAUAUAUAUAUAUAUAUAUAUAUAUACUGUAGAUUCCAUUAUUCGUUAAGUUUAAUAUUUAGAUUUAAACUUUAGAGGUAAUGCGAUGAGAAUGUGCAUGAAUUUGAAUGUGAAGGUGAAUGGAUAUAGUCGCUAUACCAGUUACUUAUAUUUCGGAUAUGUGUAGCUACACUGCAAAUUCAAGAGUUGAAUCAACCCCAAAACUGGGAAAGGAACUUCAGGAAACUUUAGCAGCGACUACGAGUAUACGAGUACGAGAUUCGUCAAGCGAAACGCAUACUGUAUGCUUACGCGACAUCCCGUACUGACGCGAAAAAGUCGUAGCCGUCGCCAAUCUGAGUACGAAAUUGUGGAGAAAUCUCGUAGUCCUCACGACGACUUUUCAAAAAAACAAAGAAAGUUGGCUUUUUUGUUUUCCAAAAAUUUAUUUUGUAGCGUUUAUAUAGCGUUUAUCCGGCGCAAAUAAUAUAGGCCUAUUAGCACUAAAUAUCUGGCCUGUUUUUAAUGUUAGCCUACGACUUAUUUACACGUUUUGUAGGGGAUUUUAGUCUGCAGGAAAUUUAGUUUAUAAAACUUUUUCUCUCGUUGUUGGUUAAUUUACUGCUAUAAAAGCAAUAUUUGAAUGGAAACAAAAAUGACUAUGUUGAUUACCUCGCAGGCGAUCAAACAGAUCUCGUACUCGUACUCCCUGCUAAAGCUCCCUAUUCUGUCAACGACGGUGACAGAUGAACAAGCUUUGGUUGAUGGGGAUGCAACUACCUGAAAAAUAGAAGGAGACUAAAGUUUCACGACGUUUCGAGCGAAGGCCAUUCGUCUGGAGUACUAUAGGUAACUAUAUAGCUCCAGACGGAGGGCCUUUGCUCGAAACGUCGAAAUUCUCCUUAUAUUUUUCAGGUAGUUGAUUCCCUACCAACGAAAGCUCAUUCAUAUUAUUGGCAUUAUAUACCUACACUUGUACAGACAGUUCACUGUGACAGAAUAACACUUUUGGAUUCCUCGAAAUUUACGUACAGUGCAUUUAUAUACAAGUAUAAUGAAUCAUGUCAAGUAUCAUUAGUGUUUGUAACAACAGUCACUCCCUCUAUUUUCUUAGCCGGCUUAUUGUUAUUCUAGCGUUUUACCACUUUCCUUCGCAGAGGUUUUAUUUUUUAGUUAACACGCGGGCUGUAGCUGUAUACCUCGAAUUAAAACGUACCAAUUAUACCUGCAUGCCUAUAUAACAAUUCGCGGGUAUAUAGCCCGCUUGUUUAACUGAAAAACGCCCGCUCUACGAUGGAGAGAGGCGUUUUACGAAAAGUAUAUAAUGUUGCCAAAAUGUUUGCACAUUUUACAUUUAUGUUGAUGACUUAAUUCGAUCUUAAGGCGUUUCCCCAGGGAGAUAUGGCAAUGCGCACGUAUAGUUUACCGCUAUCAAUAUUGCAUUUUAGCAUGCAAAAUUGCACAUCUUGAAAUAAUCUCUACUGCGUGAAAGGGGCAAGCACGUUUGUUUAUGUUAUGCCGUUAUCCAUACAAAAGCGCUUCAAGGGGCAAUGACGUCAUGUGUGCGUGUAUUGUCUGGAAGAUAUCUUCCGUUGCAUAAUUUAAUUUAUAGUGAAAAAAAAUCUGGCAGUAUAUAGUCAGUAAUUGUCCUGAUGAUAACGACUCCAGCUGCUGUGCUGCGCUAGUUUAACAUUUUCAAUUUUAGUAUAUCAAACGUCAACGUUUAGCCUAGACAGUACAUGCAAGAGCAAAAAACAAAUAAGUAUGGAUAUAAUAAUAUUGUUAUGGUGCAAUUUGAAAAAACCCAUCAAAAUCAAUGACGAUCAAAAUUGCACGAGCAUAUGUUUUUCAAAUUGCACGAGAAACUAUAUAUACUAUUACUUAUUAAUAAGAAUAUGCGAAAAAUAUGCAGAAGCAAAUUUAUAAUCAUUUGCAUACAUUGCAUGCAUGAAACACGUGCAAAAUAAGUUAUUUACUCAUUCAUUUGAAUGAAACAACAACUCAAUACAAAUUUACAACUGCCAGAGUGAAGUUUGUAACGGAUUACUCUUUUUUGCAAUGAAUUUCCUUAUACGGCACUGAAUUAGUCCAUUUUUGACACUACAUUAACAUAAAAUAGCACUAUUCUUAGACAAUCAUGUAUAAUUUAGUAAUUAUUGUCCAUGUAUACUAUUAACUGAGUAACAAAUUAUCACAGCACUAGUUGUAACUUUGUAAUAAUAAAGUAUUUUGAAGCAUAUUUUGUAGCAGCAUAAUAUUUAUGUGUAAACCGAUAUUUGCGAAAGUUUUACAUACAAUCAAAAUUUAGCCAAAAUACUGUCGUAGAUAAUUAUCACUUUUCCAUAAUGAUCGCUGAGAAAAUAGAGUGUUUGAACAGUUGCCUCGCAGAAAGUAUUUGCAUGAGAUUGAACUUUGGGAAUCUUACAUAAUAAUUGUGUGUUGCAUUUCCAAGUCAGAUCGGUAUUUCUAUACUACUAGCUGCAGUAUGACAUUAUAUAUAUUAUUGUCUCAGUCCGGUCUUUGGAGUAAAGACUAACCAAUUGGUAUAACUGAUGCAGCUUGUUAAUAUUAAUAUAUUUGUUGUCAUGCAUAUAUGUUUGAUUAUUAAUAAUAUAAAACAUCAGCGGAUGAACUGUAUUGGGUUUAAUUUCAUUUAAUGUGCUUUAAUUAUUUAUGUUUCUUUUUCAGGUCUCCUAGUGUGUUUUGUAAGAACUACCAAGACGAGAAGUAAGUAUCCGAAAUAAGCAGAGUUACAUUACAUAAAUUUAUAUACUGUACAUAAUUUGUGAAUGCCAACAAAUGCCGUCAGAAAAUUCAUGUCAAAUUAAAUAUCAGCAAAGACCAGUUGCGUGAUACUUAAGUUCGCUAUCGACUCAUCAUAACGUUUGACGGUUCGACUUGCAUGAUAAGAAAGAACAGCUACAGAUUUUCUUCUCAAGGCUAUCAUUUUAGUUCAAUCAUGUUCAGAGAAGGAUGCACAUAUAUUCAAUCUUUCGUCAAUAUCAAUGACAAAUGACAAUUAAUGCGCCGUCGUUCGGGGAAUUUUUGGAGGGUUUUAAUUUUGAUCAUCCUGAUCUUUCACUUUCGUGAGUUACAAAAAAUGAAAGAAUGCAUCCAGCAUUUUGCAUUUUGCAACAAUGACGAAAAAGCCAUAAUUUUGGAUGAACAUGUUUAGGAAAAAGUGCAAUUUUUGCGUUUUCUAGUGUUUUUAAGAUUUAGAGACAGAGUGCUAUAUCCAUCAGUGUGCACUUGAGAAGUACGGACAAUUGAAAUAGCCAGUUGAGGCUUCCACUGAUUAUUCAGAAUGAAUAACAAUAUGAUAAUAAUUUGGAAGACGAAGAAAAUACUAUUGUUUUGAGAGGAUUGUCUUGAUCAUUUUUACAUUUCAGGCAAAUGUAUCUUAUGCAAUUGAUAUUCAAUCUUAGAUUAAUAUCAGGUCGCAUGAAAUAUUGAAGUUAUUAUCAGAUUUUUAGUUAGUGUAUAAAUAUCCUUUGACUAUUUUAUGAAUAUAUAUUAUGAAUUAUAAAUAUGCCAAUGAAUAGCUUUUCAGCCAGUUUUCAAAUGGAACAUCCAUUUUUCUUGGAUGCACAUACAGCUAUUUCAAUUAAGGUUGUCCACGAGCAAAGCGGAAAAGUCGAAUACGAGCGCGAAAGGCUGCUGGGAAUCGUUAACAAAUUAAUAAAUUUUCAAAGCGGUUCCCAGCAGCCUUUCGCGCUCGUAUUCGACUUUUUCGCUUUGCUCGUGGACAACCUUAAUUGAAAUAGCUGUAUACCGCCUACUUGACAUUUUUGCAACUCUUUGUCUAUGCAAUUAUGAUCAUAUGAUGAGAAAUAUUCUGAUCAUAUUAGAGGCUGUCUCCUCCGCAGAAGGCACGCAAACGAAGGAAGCGAAGGGAAAAUAAACACGACCACUUCCCUUCCUCGCCCGCGAUCCGAAUUUCAGCGGUCAACCUCAUACUGAGUACCGUACUUUCUAGCACAAAGGAGCAUUGGAAUUUGGGAUUAUGGGUUGCAAUUCCAUUACAUUAUAAGGCGUAAUAAUUAUUAAAAUGUUAACCAGAUCGAUAUUACGGUACCCAAGUUAUGUAUCGCUUAUUUGUUGCGUUUAUAGUUUGUUACAAGGCUAGGAAAUACUAGUGUUUCCUAGCCUGCGAACAGGAAAUCAGGCUGUGGGAUCGAGCUACAGUUGUUUAAUUAAGCCGCCAACUAUGUCUAUAGUGUUCAUAUAGAUACUUAAGUCUACUAGAAAUACAUGCAUGCAGCAACCCCUCGCCUUGCCAGCAAAACCACUAUAUUUUCCAAACAUGAAGUAUUUGAAGUGGUUGUCAUGAUACACGGCAAAAAAACGCUCAGGUUGAUGCAAUACUGAUGAAAACAGGAUUGAACAAUGUUUUGCCGCCCACAUUGUUCAUAGCUGUCAACAUUAUUGAAUAAUAUUGUUACACCCGAUUCAGGCUCAAAAACAUUGUUCAAUAUUGUUGACAAGUGUGAACAACGUGGGCAGCAAAACAUUGCAACGGGCUCGGCGUUUUUUGCCGUGUAUAACACGAUCAUUUUAUUCCUUUUAUUAAAAAAAACCUCCAAAAAUCAAUUUUAAUUACAAAAUUAACAAUUUCCCAAAAUAUGCAUGUUAUUAUCAGUAAUAUAAGCUUCAAUUUAAUGUAAAAUUCAACCACAAAUGCUCCAAUAAGCUCUCUCUAUAUAUUAAUUAUAUUAUUAUUUCAUCAUACGCAACAUCAGUUUUAGAGCAAUUAUAUAUAAAGCAAGCAACACAUCAAUAUUUAAAACAAACCUUACGAUUUCCAGCAAACUCUACGAUUUCCCUGAUGUUUUGUUAUGAAGCAAAAACAAAAUAAACUCUUUGGCUGCUCGUCUCAUUAACGAUUCGUUUUUUGAGUAAUAUUUGCACUUUUUUCGCCGCAAAUUUCCCUCUUUCCACUCCACAAAUAGGUACUUUUGAGUUGAGUAGGAGGCCCAUGACACCAUGAAACAAAUCCACGCGCCCGCGAUUAUUGAUUAACUUUAGAGCCUGGUGUAGAUCAUUGAAAUAAAUAUAAUUGGAACGCCAUCUUACCCGUGUGUUUAUAUCAUGACUGAUUGACCGACUGAUUGAGCGUGCUUCCCCUGCAUGAAAAGACUGGAACUGGCCCUCAAGUUUGGCUUCAAAUUUCCGGUUGGAGGCAAUCUCGUUCCUAGAGUAUAUAACCCGCGAACAGGCAUACUCUGGGAACGAGAUUGGGUUGGAGGUAGUAUCGUAUCGUAAUUAACUAUAUUAUUAAUUAACUUAGCACUAAUACUCACUAAUUUAUCUCAGUAAUGUAUUAUCAUAACUUAACAUAAUUAACAGUAGUUUUCCUGUAUAUCUUGUAACAGCUCGAUCUCUUCCGAAAAUUAAGGCUAUGUCUUAAUUGUAUAAAGCGUUUCAAAUUAAGACAUUGCCUUAAUUUUAAGCAUAACCCCCACCCCAACCCCCACCCUAACCUCUAACUCCUAAGCCCCCUAACCCCUAACCCUAAUCUAAUCUUGGUCUAACCCUAAUCCAAUCCAGAUCUGGCGACCUUUUUUUUUAAAAAAAUGUUCUACAACACAACAAUCAGUAAUAGUACCCCGUAGUGGUUUACCGCCGUUUCCCCCGUUUGACCCGCUUUCAAAUCCAACAAAUACUGGUCUUAGAUGGCAGAAAUGGCUUCGCCGGUUUGAAAAUCUCCUAAUAAGCCUUCGUGAAACCGAUCCAACCGUUAAAAGAGGUCUUUUGCUAACGUAUGUAGGAGAAACAACGAACGAUAUUUUUGAUACAUUGCCAAGCACUGACACAGACUAUGACUCAGCUGUACAAAGUUUAACCGAACGUUUCGACCCAGCUAUUAAUAAGGACAUGGAAAUAUACGAAUUUCGUCAAAUUACUCAAUCAUCAGGAGAAACACUCAACGAAUUUUACCGCCGUUUAAAGGAAAAAGCCAGUACAUGCGAAUUUGCUAACGAGGAAGCGGAAAUACGAACACAAAUAAUACAUAAAACAUCAGAUGCACGCCUUCGCCGUAAAGCUCUACGCGAUGAGCCAGAUUUAAAAGCAUUAUUAAAAUACGGGCUUACGUUAGAACAAUCAGAUCGCCACAGCAAUUGCAAUUACUAGACGAGGACAAAAAUACGCCUUAUAGACAAACAAAUUUCAUCAAAGGCAAGAAUUGGCAAGAACGCCAGAAGGGACGUAAUUCCCAGAGUAAUAACACCCGGUACAACGCACCAGCAAAGCAAAGUACGCAAAAAUGUCGCAAUUGCGGUGGUUCUUAUCCCCACAUCGGAGGAAAAUCCUCAUGUCCAGCCGCAGGAAAAAAGUGUUUCGAAUGUGGGAAAAUGGGUCAUUUUGGAAAACAAUGCUUGUCAAAGCAACGACAACAAACACGCCCAUCACGUCCCAAUCAACAACAGCAAAAUAAUCGAAAGGAAAUUCGUGGUCUGUCAGAACACCAGCAAAGCGACACUGAUGAAGAAUUUAUUUACACUAUCAUGGCAUCAACGAAAACACCACAAACAACGAUCAACAUUGCCAACGUGCCUAUCCCAAUAAUAAUUGACACAGGAUCGUCUGUGAACAUUCUCAAUUAUGAACACUUCAAGAAAAUCAAUCAGCAAAACUCUGGUAUUCAGCUGCAGCCAACAACAACAAAGGUAUUCGCUUAUGGAGCAAAACAACCACUCCAUCUCCUUGGGCAAUUUACUGCAGACACCCAAUACCAUUCCAAAACAACAACCAGCAUCUUUCUGGUAACGAAAGAUAACAACACCUGUCUAUUGAGUUACAACACUUCCACUGCUCUUGGACUACUCAAUAUCAACAUCAACUCCAUUUCCACCGACCAUGCAGAUCCUAGAAUUGCACAGAUCCUGCAAAAACAUCACAAAGUGUUCCAAGGGAUGGGAAACCUUAAGAAUUGCGAAGUCAAGUUAGAAAUCGACCCAACUGUUCCCCCGUCGCUCAGAACAGCCGACGACUGUCUCACAGCAUGCGAAAGAAAGUGAAUGAGAAACUCCACGAGAUGGAAGAGCAAGGUAUUAUUGAAAAGGUGAAAGGAGUGACUCCAUGGCUAUCACCACUAAUACCCAUACCAAAGAAAGGCGGAGACCUUCGACUUGUUCUUGACAUGAGAGUCCCUAAUCAAGCCCUCAAACGACGCCGAGUGCAAUUCCCCACCGUAGACGACAUGUUACACAAAAUGGAGGGUGCAAUAAUUUUCACAGAAGUAGAUCUUUCUCAAGGCUACUUACAAAUAUCAUUGGCUGAAGAAUCACGCCCCGUGACUGCAUUCCAAACACCAGACGAUGGACCAUACCAGUUCAAACGUCUCAUCAUGGGUGCUAGUCCGUCCGGAGAGUAUUUCCACGAGAUCAUACACAACCUGAUUAAACACAUCCCGAACUGUCAAAAUAUAUCGGACAGCAUUUGGCUAUGACAUAAAGACAUAACCGAACAUAUCAAGCAACUUGACGAGCUCCUUCAAACCAUGGAAAGUAGUGGACUUUCCUUGAAAUUCCCCAAGUGUUCAUUUGCAGUUCCAGAAAUUAACGUAUUCGGUCAUAUAGUUUCGAGCCGAGGAAUCCACCCUGACAAGAAGAAAAUCGAAUCAGUAGUCAAUGCCCCAGCUCCCAAAACAACAGCAGAAGUACGCUCCUUCCUUGGUCUCGUCAACUAUUGUUCGCGAUGCAUCAAAGAUUACAGCACAACUACCUACCCCCUUCGACAGCUGUUAAAAGAGAGUUCCAUUGGGGAAAGGAACAACAAAGCAGUUUCGUGAAAUUAAAGGAUGCCAUCACCAGAGCCCCAAUCCUAGCUCAUUAUUCCACUUCAGCACCAACUCGAGUAGUCGUGGACGCAUCACCUUGGGCUGUUGGCGCAGUGCUCCUCCAACAACAAUCCGAUUGCACCUACCGCCCCAUUGCAUUUGGAAGUCGUUCUCUUACCGAAACCGAAAUGAAGUAUUCACAAAUUGAGAAAGAGGAGUUAGCCAUUGUAUUUGGAUGCGAACACUUCCAUCUAUACUUAUAUGGCAAGUCAUUUGAAAUGGAAACCGAUCACCGCCCUCUUGAGUACAUAUUCAAGCCCAAAUCAGCCGGAAAACCAGCGCCAGCACGAGUAGAAAGAUGGUUACUUAGAUUACAGGAAUACUAUUUCACCGUGAUAUACAGCCCAGGUCCACAAAACCUAGCUGAUGCACUUUCUCGAUUACCCAACAAGACCCCAAGAAGUAAUAUGAAAAGCUGUGCAGAUCGAUAUGUCCACUACCUCGCAGAACAGUUAACGCCUAUUGCCAUGAACACUGAAGAGAUUUAAGAACACUCGAAAACUGACCCCGAAUUGAUUCAAGUUCGACAAUGCAUCGAGAACAAUCAACCCCAUAAGCUUCCACCACCUAGCACACGAGGAUCAUGCGGGUAUGACGAAAACGAAACAACGCAUCCGCUCUAAGUUAUGGUAGCCCAACAUGGACAAGGACAUCGAACAACACAUUCGAACAUGUCAUCCUUGCCAAAUCGUAGGAAAACCAGACAGACCAGAACCGGUACAAUCUACCAAGCUUCCAGAUGAACCAUGGACAGAGCUUGAAAUUGACGUAUGCGGUCCAUUCCCUACAGAAGAAUAUGUAGUUAGCCUCAACGACUAUUACUCAAGAUGGCCCGAAGCAACAAUACUUCGAACAGUCACGUCAGCGAAAAUCUUAGAAUGGAUACACACGGAUAUCCUAAACAAAUCAUUUCUUGCCAGUUAUUUCACAUCGCAAGAAUUCAAGCAAACCCUAACUUCCUGGGGAAUCCAACAGCAUUUCGUCACACCAUAUUGGCCUCAAGCAAAUGGUCAAAUAGAGAGAUUCAACCAAGUUAUACUCAAGCACGUCCUUACCUCAAACACAACUGGAAGAGAUUGGCGAAAAUCCCUAUCAAUGAUGCUGCGAAACUACCGUACAACGCCUCAUCAAUCCAUCGGAGAAACCCCAGCGAUGAUGUUGAUGCAUCGGGAACUUCGUACCAAACUACCAAGUGUAAAAUCAAGUAAAUCGUAUGACGAUACGAGAGCUCAAAAAGUGGACGCCAAAGCAAAGCAACAAGCGAAAGAAUACGCCGACGGAAAACGGCGAGCUCGGGAAAAAGAUUUCAAAAUUGGAGAUAAGGUAAUGCUACGUCAGCCGCAUACGAAGAAAUAUUCAACACAAUUUUGCAGCGUUCCCUUUACCAUCAUAAAGAUUAACGGUUCGCAGUUAGAACUUCAAGAUCAACACGGACAAAAGUACAAGCGUAACUCAGCACACGCAAAGAAAUACCAUGAGCCGGCUGAAGGAAAAGACGAAGAAGAUGAUACGGAACACCCCGCGAAUGAACAGGUCCCACAACAAGUCCCUCAACCAGAAGAAGAAACCUGACCACAACCAGAACAAGUAACCCAACCACUCCCUCAAUCUCAACAACCCCUAUCCGUCCACUCACCACCCAGGAAAAGACCAGCAAGAAAAACAAAACCACCUGAACGAUUUGGAUAUUAGUAAUAUAAUAUAAGACUUUAAAAACAGUUCCAUAGUUAACUAUUAACUGAACAAUAUUAAGUAGUUACAUUGACAUUUUGUUCUUAGAAGAAACAUUCUAAACAGGGGAGGAUUGUCGUAUCGUAAUUAACUAUAUUAUUAAUUAACUUAGCAGUAAUACUCACUAAUUUAUCUCAGUAAUGUAUUAUCAUAACUUAACAUAAUUGCUGCCGCAGCGAGCGGGCAAGGCAGCAGAUCCUAAUUUUGUUUUGUGGGUCGAUAUCAAAAUUUUCUAUUUGGCGCAUUGCAUGACGGUACCAGUGAAUUUUAACCGUGGUGCAGGGCGGUCAAGCAUAAGGCAAACAGGCAAUGUGAUCAUCUUUCAUCUUUGGUCUUCUUUUAUGGAAAGCCAUAGCUGGCUUAAAGUGAUCAAACGGCAUUUUGUUGGGUGCUUUUAGCAUUAUACGGCGGUGCUUUCGGCAUUAUACACGGUGCUUUCGCCAUUAUACGCGGUGGUUCCCGCAUUAUACGCUGUGGUUCCAGCAUUUAUAUACGAGGUGCUUUUGCAAUUAUACGCAGUGGUUCGAGCACUAUAUGCGGUGCUUUUAACAUUAUACGCGAUGCUAGCUUUCAUUCAACAUUAUUUUCAUAUUCUUUCCAUGACAUGUAUAUGAUUUAACGAUUGCUUAAAUUUGGUAUGUGGUUGACGAAUGCUUUUUGCUUAUGGUCCGCAAAGACAAUGACAUGCUUUUCUGUGUAUAUAAAUGAAUAUAACGCAGCGAAUGCGCCAAGCAGUAUAAACGCGCGGCUGAAAUACGAUCUUAAAAUCUUGAAUGUGCCGUAUGAUUUAAUUAUGUUUUAAGAUUUACAAAUGCUUUGUCAUUUGUAUUUAUACUUGUACUGCAUCACAAAGCAGUACGUAAGUGAAAACAUUUCACAUGUGAGAUUGUCUUGUAUAUAUUUUUGCUUUCUUUGAUAAACAUUAUUAAUAAACACGCAAAUUUUAAUUAGUGAGACGCAAUGUUAAAUGUCACCUGCAUGUCAUUGUCAUUGCCCUUUAACCCCUGGUCUAAUUCACCGCUUUUGAAAAUGUUGAUCAUGACGAACCGCACUGCCUUAAUUACCGUAUUUACUCGAUUGAGCGCCGCCCCCGAUUGAGCGCCGCCCCCGAAUGAGCGCCGCAUUUGAGAUCAAUUUUUUUUAAAGAGCGCCGUCUCCGAAUGAGCGCCGCACUAAACAGUGUAAAAACUUUCCGCGUCAAAAUUGGGACAUUUAGUGACAAAAACCUUUUAAAACUUGUCUAUGUUAUAGCUAAAAGUUCUUGUCAUAAUUCACAAAUAAAAUAUUUUUUAAAGAGCGCCGCCCCCGAUUGAGCGCCGCCCCCGAAUGAGCGCCGCAUCUGAAGCUCUAAAAAUUUAAAGAGCGCCGCGGCGCUUAAACGAGUAAAUAGGGUAUGCAAACUUUGUGUUUUAAAAACGAGUUAGGAUAAAACGCGGAUACGGACGAACGGAUGAAUGACGGACGGACAGACGGACGGAUGGCGACGGACGGACCGGACGGAUAACAUAUAUAUGUGAUUAUAUAGUCUGCGCGCAGCCGCGCAGGGUAGUUAGUGGCUUACGUCUUCGCUGGUUGUUAUACUUUAAAAUAAUUUUGUAUUUACCGAGAAAUCACUAUUCCGAGUAUAUAAAUAUAUAAACUGGGAUGUCACACUGAUAGUUUGUUUACAUUUCCUGGAGCAUCAAAUCUUACUUAACCACGGUGGUUUAACCCAUUAGCUGGCAAUGCGCCCUUCCCUUGUCCAGCGCCAGAAAAUUUUACUCGUCAGUGGUACAGGGCACUGCCAGUAAAUGGGUUAACAAACCUAUCUGCCAAUGGCUCUUGUUAAUCCAUCAGCACAGUAAUGACUUUAGUAUUUACCCUGUCCAACGCCAGACGAUUUUUAAUACUCAGUCAGUGGUAGGGCCGGGCUGUCAAUAAAUGGGUUAACAAGGAUAACAAUAGCCUGCGUAGCGGCUAUCAGAGAAAGGACAGCCUGCACGAAACCCCCUGCUUUGCCGUAUUAACUCGUUCUCUCAGAGGACGAGAAAUCUGAUUGGUUCAAAAUGAAAAAAUAUGCUAAUUUAUGCUAAAUUCAUACAAACACGGCGGAUUAGCGGAUGUAUUAUUGAGAGGCGUUUCUUUGAGUUUUGCAUUCAAAAGAGCUUAAUAUUAAAGGCCACGAUUUACAGUUGAACAUUAAAGGUAUUUACGAACUUGGUUCACGAAGCUCUAGAGAUAUUGACUGUGGUGUCUUCGUUGGAUUGCUGUCUGUUAGCAGCGCCUCUUUCACAACUCACGAGCGUGUUCGUUUUCAUAUUAAUAAAAUUCAUCGACGACAAAUAGAUUUUUUCUUCAUGAUUUUGUAGCUAAUAAUUUUGUGCCAGGAGAGAAUUGCUAUAAAUGCUCAUGUCUUAUGAACAGGACUUGCUCUCUGUGAAGUGAUGGCUUUAAACACCUUUAAUAUUCUCUUCUCAGCAUCGCUAGAAACUUAACAUUUAAUACAUCACGGUUGACCGCUGUCGAAACUAUAAAUUAUAUUUGUACGUGUGCGAGAAAGCUACGAAAUAUUGUAGAUACGGACUGCAAACUACUUGUGACAACGAUGGAGAUUGCCCUAGGCCUAGCGCUAUUCCCACAGACUUCAAUUUUCUUUAGCCGCCAUCCGUAUAUUACAGUAUUUCGUUUUGAAAUUUGCGAACAUACAGCAAUCUAUAUUUAUAUUUCAUUUUGAUAAGUAAAUUUGCAAACGUAAACAAUCUGUGUGAUUGGCCAAUUUUGACAUCUGUUUAAAGUGGGCGUAGCCCGCAGGCUAAGUGGGCGGAAACGGGAAAGCAUGGGUUUUCGUGCAGGCUCUACUUUCUCUGAGAGCCGCUACGCAGGCUAGGAUAACAAUAAUAGGAUGUUUCUGAAGGACUCGUUCAACACCUUGUAGUUUGUCUUUUGCUGUCAAAGGCAGCAUUACUGCCCUGUGGGUAACCUAGUUUAAUAUUAAAGUACAGCGACUGGAGGGAUAUCUGCAGAAAUGAUAAACAACUUCGACAUAGCUGUAGGAAUUAAGUCAUCCUUUCACAAGCACAAAUCUUCAGAGAAAAUGUUAUUUUACCCACCUAGUUAACAGUAGUUUUUUAGGUUACCCACCUAGUUAACAGUAGUUUUCCCGUAUAUCUUGUAAACAAAGUAGAGUUGAUAUGUAUUAAAUAUAAAGCAAGACACGAAAGAUAGCGUUCCAGAAUUAGUACCCUCUCCCCGGGCUUGCGACCGGAAGGCACUUGGCUGCAAUUUAUUGAGCGUCGACGUUCAAUAUAUAAUGAAUAGGUACUUUCUCGAACUAUAUGUGCAACAACUGUCCACAGUCUCUCGCACCUCAUGUGCUCUGACUAAUGUGUGUAUCGUUUUCAUUAUACCCUGAGAGUAGACUGCGUAGCAGGGGCUUUAUUUUAUUGAAGGUUUUGAGGAGCCACCCUGAGAGCAGAGCCUGAUUUCCCCUCGCGGAGAAAAUAAGGCUCGGCUGUAUUUGUGUUUGAUUUCUGUUGAGCAUGCUCUGUUUCCGAUAUGUCAAAACAUGUCAAAAGAAUCACUUGUAUUUUUAGAAUGACUGCUAAAUUUAGAGAACCAAUUGCAUGCAGUUUAAUAUAGCUACAUGCGGGUGUGUGCACUGCACGUACUGUACAAUUGCAGCAAUAAUAACAACACAAAAAACAUUUUCAAAUCUAUUUUAAAAUAGUGUGAAAUCAAACUACUUACUAUAGUUUUACAAUUGCUAAAUUGCUAGUUUAUUUUACCUGAAUUUUAGUUAAUUACAAUGCCUAUGGAUUUACUUUUCAGUAAAUCUAAGAGAUUCAUAGGGCUUAUUGUAUAUAUAUAUAUAUAUAUAUAAUAUAUAUAUAUAUAUAUAUAUAUAUAUAUAUAUAUAUAUAUAUAUAUAUAUAUAUAUAUAUAUAUAUAUAUAUAUAUAUAUAUAUAUAUAUAUAUAUAUAUAUAUAUAUAUAUAUAUAUAUAUAUAUAUAUAUAUUUUAUAUUUAUAUAUAUAUAUAUAUAUAUAUAUAUAUAUAUAUAUAUAUAUAUAUAUAUAUAUAUAUAUAUAUAUAUAUAUAUAUAUAUAUAUAUAUAUAUAGCAGGCUCAAAUUUUAGUCAUCAGUUUACAUGCAAAACGAAGGCGCGCGCGGAUUAAAAACCUGUUUACUGCCGGUUUACUUCGUCCAGAAUUUUGGACGAACAAAAACACAAGAACGGCAGAGCCUUAUUUUCUCCGGGAGGGGAAAUCAGGCUCUGCUCUCAAGGUACGUUUUCAUCUGGUAAUUCAUAACGAUUAAUUAAUUCGUAACAAGACGUCUGCGGGAAUAAAACUGAAUAGUAUGAAUUGUUUAAAUCUCCAUUUAUGUUAACUAAUAAUCUAAACAAGAACAUUUAUGGCAUUGUAUCUUCCUCAGUUUUUUAAAUCUAAAAUUAAAUAUAGAAUAUGAAUGCCUUUAGAUUAGUGGAUGAGGGGUUAGCAUUAUAUUAAUUCUAUGCGGGACGUGCAAGACUGAGAGCGUGCAAUUAACAAUAGUGGAAAGCAUGCAGCUGUACAAUUUAAGCAUUUUCCAGCUUUGUUUGUACAUCUGAAAGCCGGUAUAAAGUAAAUACGGAAGGUUUUUGUAUACAAUUGCAUGACAAUUGGCAUGGGGUCUAACUGAUUACAUAAUCUUAAAAUAAUUUUCAAGUUUCUGUCUGUGCAUGCAUGCAAUUUUAUAGUCGCGUCACUGAAUCAAUUAGCAACAUUUUAAAAAUAUACUGGAAAUAUUUCCGAGGAGAACAGCUUGAUGCAUGUGGGUGUAUUUAUUAAAAAUAUAUAUAAAAGACUAUUACUAUAUAUACUGUAAUGAAUUUAAAGAUGCCAUAUUAGCCACCUCCGCAGCCAGGCCUGUCAAUAAGGGUUACUCUGUCAGAGUCAAAUGUUGAAACCAUUUUCUACGAUGACAUUAACUUUUCCGACAAACUCAUCCAUAAUUAUGAAACGUAUUAGUAAGCCAAUUCGGGGUUUCAUGCAUGGCGCAUUCAAAUUACGCGCGUUCUGUGUCAGGAUAAAUUGUAGUUGAACUACAUGUAGCUGAGACUGGAAGAAUUAGAAUCCGCAUAUUUGUGUUUCACUUAUAACCGCAAUUUUUGUCGUCUGUGUAAAACAAAAUAAAGAAAAGUACACUAUUUUAUAUUUCCUAUCAUUUAAAACGAAUCAAUCAUGCGGAAACGAAUUGUUCUUUGUCCUUUGAGCAACUUUUUGCUGAUAUUCAAAUGUAGACGACCGGCCAAAACCUGAAAAUCUGCAACAAAAUUUGUUUGAUGGCAUUUUCUGUUACGAGCUAUACCAACUGACAUUUUCGUAGAGUAUAUGCAUUAACGAACAAGACUAUAGACAUGUUGGCAACUCUAAUUUUGGUUUUAUAGAUGAAAAUUUGAGAAUUUGAAAAUCAUUGCCUAUAAAAAGUACUAUGAUGAGAAAAAUGCAAAAUUACAAGUUCACUUUUAACGAAAAUAAAAUAUACCAUUAGAAAGUUCGCAAAAAAGCAUAUAUAAGACAUUUAAGCGAGUAGUAUAUGAUUUUCGUAGCCAAUUUUGAGCUUUUAACAUUGGAAACUGAAGAAAAUGCGCCAAUUCAUGCCGAUAGUUACUAUUUUGCCAACUUUAUGCUCCUUUAACUCAAAACUGGCUUGACAAUUCACACUACUCGCUUAAAUGUCUUAUAUAUACAUUUUUGCGAUCUUUGGUAUAGAUUAUUUUUGUGAAAAGUGAACUUGAAAUUUUGUAUUUUUAGUCAACAUACAUAGUACUUUAUUAAGCAAAAUUUUAAAAUUCUGAAAUUUUCAACUAUAAAGUCAAAAUCAGAGGUGCCAACAUAUAUAGUCUUGUUCACCAAUGUGUAAGCUAUAUAAGAAAAUGCCAGCCGUUAGCAGCUUGUAGGCAAAAAAUGCCAUCAUAGAGUGUACCUUUCAGAAUGUUGGCCGGUCGUCUAAUGAUGAUUGAACGGCAGUUGAAUACGUUGGUAUUCAUAUUCUAAAUCUUCCAGUCUCAGCCACAAUAUUACUGAUGAUUUGAUCAUAUUCACUUAAGUCAAUUAAACACACUAGCCGGCCAUAUAAACUAAGGACUUUCGCGAAUGACGCGAAUAAGAGAGAAACCAAAAAGAGUUUCGCGCUUGCAAGCAUCUACCCAAUGUGAUUGGUUUAUUGGAGAAAAAAUGACCAGUCUAAUUCAGUCUAUAUUGUGCAUUGUCCCUUUUUGUCCAUGCAUAUAGGUACGGGGCGAUCCCUAGAAAAUGUAUAAUAUGGAAGACUGAAAGAUGCAUACAAUAAGUGAGUAGACGUCUUAUAUAAAUAUGCAUGGCUUAUAACAACAUAUCGAUUCACUAUUCUUAACUUGUUCAGCUGAAAUUCGUUUCAAUAAAGCGUUUGUAUUGUAAUCCAAACGUCAAGUUUGGAUUACAAUGUAUUAAAAAAUAUAUAAUACCAUACAUAUUCUUCGAGAAAUUGGAUCAUAAAAAAUGUACUCCAAGUUAUGCUUAGAUCUGUCGACAAUUAAUAGCCUCGACAAGCUGACCAAUAAAACUGCCAAGCACUCUUUGUUUUGCAAAAUUUCGUGCUCAGAGUACUUGAUUCAGUAUGUCAGCUACAUGUAGUGGUUGUUUGUAUUAUAGCGAUUUCGAAUGCCUUCCCUUAUGAGUGGGGCAUUCUCCUCCCCAGCUGCAGGCAUCUCAAUAGGGGUUACCUAGUGUCUCAGAUCCCUCCGCCCCGGGACAUCCCCAGAUAUUUGUUUGACAGAACGAUCAUCGAGAGGGUGGGGAAUUUCCCGUCCAGGAAGAGCACCAGAGCCAUGAGGUAUUGUUCUAGUUACAUUGCCCGGUUUGCUCCCUCCCGGGAUUUAACAUCCUUUGAGUGCGCAAUGAAAUAUGGGAUCUAAUUCUACUUCUUGAUCUCCUCGGAUCUCCUUGGACAUUAACAUGUGGGCAUCAGUGGUUGUUAAUUUGCAUAAAUAGAUUGCACAUUUUUAAUUAAAAGUGUGCACAUAUCACAUUUUUAUAUCCUGAUUACUGAAAUAAAACGAAUCUGCCAAAAAUAGUUCAUUAAGAUGACAAUCACCGUUUACCGUUAUAACAUAGUUAUUUAUAGACUCGAGCUCUCUCUUCUGCAGGGACUUUUUGGUUAUAUGUUUAUAGAUUAAAAUGGUUCGAGUGUUUAUCACAUGUGAUAAAGCGCUGGAGCGUAACGCAUAUACGCUUUAUUACGCUCUUGUGCCCCGCAAACCGUAGUCCAUUUGCAGAAUUACUGCAUGGAGUGUAGCACUAUAUACACGCUAGUCUCGACUUCAUUCUUUGAUUUAUUAAAAAAAGUAUUUAUGUUAUAACCGAAUUCAUAUUAGAGACGAGAAACUCGUCUUUGAUGGAAACCUCGUCUAUAAAAACCCGUCUGAAUAUAAAUUUGGGGGAUGGAAAUCCGUCUGAAAUUUUGUGUAGGUUUUAUAUAUAUAUAAUUUUAUAUGUUUGUCUCGAUAAUUUUAGUUCCAGUUUUCCCUUGCUUGGCAACACUUUGUCCGCUAGACGGGAUUUCCGUCUAGUGUUUGGACAGGUGCUUAUUAGCCUAAUAUUUUUUUUCUUCUCAAAAUGUUAUUUUUUAUACCAAUUAAAGAGUAUUUCAUAAUGAUUCGUUGCAGAACUCUGUCCAGAGCUAUACAUACUUACUCCGCAUCGAAGCGUAGAUUAAUAAUAGCUAACUAAAGAUACGUAAUUGCUAGGAGGACUGAAUGCUGCAGAUUGGUAUAGGGAUACAACCCAAAAAUACAAGGAGAACUUCCUUGAAGGCCCUUCUUCGGGAAGUUUGUAUUUUUCAGGUAUAGUUAUAUCCGUACCAAUCCGAAGCUUUCUUAUUAUCAUCACUAGUCACUACCUACACUGACACAGACAGUUUAAGAGAAAUGAAUCACUGGUUUUGUGCCAAAGAAAAUGAAAUAAACUAUAAUAAAUUAGUCGUAAUUAUUUACAUCACAUGCAUGCAUGAAUUAAAUUAAAGUUGUGGAGGUUUCUUUGCCGGUGCUGCUUCAUGUAUCUGCAUCGGUUUAAUUGCUUCCUGCUGUAGGCUUGGAACCUGGUCACUUUGAUCUAGAUAUGGGGGAAUGGAGGAGAGGGGGGUGGUGAACUGAAUCGCGAAGGAGUUAUCCUUAGUUAUAACAAACCUUUCCGUCAAGUAUUAUAAUGAGAUAGUAUUGCUGCAGUAAAUAUUAAGUCUCAUAUACUGAGUUGAACAAUCAUGAUAACUGAACUUUAGAGUCAUUAUUUAGUUUAUCUAAAAUAGCAGGUCAUUUUGCGGUUCAAACUUAAUCUGCAAUUUCCAUGCAUAUAUAUAGAUUACUACCAGCUGUGAGCUGUCAUCGAUUGUGUGCUUGCAUGUGAAAUUACGAGAAAAGAGUUUAGAUAACUGAUAAGAUUGCAUGUUUUCUAUCUGUGUGUGUUAACUGUUUUCCUGCCAGUGGGCGGAAAAUUAACUUUGUAGGCUAAUGUAUUCACUAAAAUCAUCACGUGGUUGAUUUUAUCAGAUGAUUCAUGCCUUUUUCAAUUUCACAAGUAAUUUACGAAAAAUUCUAGUUUCAUCGACAACCGAGAAAAGGUUUGCAGGUAGCUAUAAGGUAAAUUUUAUGAUUUGUAAUUAAACAACUCAGUAUUACUCUCCUCAUGUGUUCGAAUGUGAAUGAUGUAAUGCAUUUAAAGUAUAUAAAUUAUUUGGGACAUUGUUCGGAACAAUUCAUGGUUUGUUUUGUUUAUUGACGGGAUGUUUAUCUCGAAGAAAACCGAAUACUUGUUUGUUUUCAUGUUUCCACAAACCAAAACUUGACUAGACAGUAAAUAAAUAUACGUGCAUGAUCUUAAAUAAAUAUACACUGAAAACAUGCCAAAAUAGUACGUAUAUUAUAUAUAUUAUUACCUGACCAUGUAAUCAUGUAUUGACUAUUAUUGUGUAUAAUACGUGGUGUUAAGUAGUAAAAAUACAACAAAUAAACGUCUCCAAACCAAAAUUUAUAAAACUACAAUGAUCUUAAAACUGAGUUUGUUCUAUAGCUGCACGCUGCGGGAGCAUUUAUAGAAACUGGCUUUGCCGUUGCAAUUCUAUUUUUGUAUUUUAACGGCGGGAAAUAUGGGCAUGGAAAUUGGAAUGACAAGUUUCUUCUUUGGAUAAGAUAUUAGCUAACAUAUAUAUACUAUGAUAAUUAUUAACAUAUAAAUACUAUCAUGCAUGAGUUUGUUCAGUAUUUAAAUGGAUGCUCAACUUUAAAUUGUGCUAAAUAAAUGAUUAUUUCUCAAUCGACUAUUUAUGUCAAAUUAAUUUAUUGCUAUACUAGCUGGAGUAGAUAACAUCGAGUUGGAUUCGAGUUCGAGUUGGGCUUCGAGUUGGACUUCGAGUUGGAUAUUUUUCUUUACUUUUCGGGAAAAUGACAAUUGUAUUUCACCCAACCUUUUUUGCUGCGGAGCGAGCGAGCCUGAAGCAAAUUUACACAUAUGGGAGAAUUUUAUCUUAAACCAUUGUUUACCUACAUUGUGAUCGUGCACGAUCGGAAAUACUCAGUAACUCCUUUUUGUCGGUUGUGCUUACACAACACCUUGUGGUAAUUUUGAGUUACAGAUUACAGUUACAGAUAUUGCACAGCACACUCCCUAUAUCAGAGUUUUUCAGUGACUGGUUAUAUUAGGCCCGGAACUGGCGUGAAGCAGACCGAGGUAGACUGUGAGCGUAAUUAAAGAUGGCGCUUUAAGCAGCCGCUAUUAGUCCAUACCUCUUUAAUGAUCUGCCCCCUGACCUGACAUGGUUUCCGCACAAUUUUUAAAUGUUAUAAUAAAUCUUUUUACAGAGAUACCUUUUUCAUAUGCACUUCAUUGUUUGUAUUCUUAAUUCGAAACAAAAGCACUCGUACCUUAAUUUAUUACUGAUAAUAGACAGUGCCGGGCACCAAAAAAUACACAAUGAGAUAUUUUCCAUAACUAGAUCUUCACUAGUGAAGAUAUCGAUUAAGUGUUCAUUUUCUUUGUUAUUUUUACUAACGACUAUAUAAUAAAAAGAACGUUAAAUACAUGCUGGCUUGAAGUUUCAUAUCUUAUUAUUAUUUUAUCUUCUCGUGGUGAAAACUGAAAACAAUACUGUUUUACUCACUCAAACGUAAAAUUUAUAUCUUCGCACCGCCGUUAGUCUGCGAUAGCAGACUGACUCAGCCGCCGCCCCCGGUCCCCUCUCCCCGGCCCCCUCUCCCCGGCCCCCCUCUCCCACUGUAGCUGCGGAGAAACAGCAGACUAAUCUCAGAGGCAGUGCCAUUCUCGUACCCAGAGCCCUUCUUACGCGCGGUCAACGGAGCGCGACGAGGGGCUCUGGCCAAAUCCAUAUCAAACUGGCAUCUGAUUGGCUACAACGAAGGUUAUUGUUCUAAUACAGGAUAUAUUCUAUUACCAUGUUUUUAUGGUAUCCGGUUAUGGAUUUGGCCAGAGCCCUCGUCGCAUCGCGCGUACGAAGGGCUCUGGGUACGAGAAUGAGGCAGUGCUGAUCAGUCUGCUAUCGUUUCUUUGUAAAAAAAUAGCGAUGCGCAUAUGACGAAUUCACAUGAAGUAUUGCAGUGCUACACGGCCGUCUAAACAUUCUAGCUCUAUGUAGUACUCUCCUUGACCUUUCAAGACUAAUAAUGCAACAUAUCCUCACACGUAGUAUUAGGGAGGCUGGACGCGCAGGGGCGGGAAUAUUAAAAAGGUAGUCAUUUUUAGAUUGGGAUUAGAUUAGAGCCAGAUUAAGAUUAAACCAGGGUUAGGGUUAGAGGUUAGAGUGGGGGUUGGGUGGGGGUUAGGGUUCAACUUAAUAUAAGGCAUAUCCUUAAGUUAAUCUUUAGCAAAUUUGACAAUUAAGGAUAAUCCCUAAUACUACGUGUGAGGAUAUGCAGAACAGUACUGAUAGUUUCGAAUACAUAUUUUGCACGAAACAAUACUUAAACUGUACAAAUUUUAAUAUAUUCUUUUCCAAAAUACACAUAGUAAUUAUACUGUAUAAGAUGUACAACAUAGUGCAUUAUAAAAACGAUUUAUAAUAAAGUAAAUUUACAUUGCUACGUUUCAUUCUCCAUGCUUUUAUAAACGUAAUAACACGUGUUUGAAGUUGCGAAGAAGUAAACAUGAAUCGGAGUUGUUCGGAAAUUAGCAGAACAUUCGGAAACGCCAGUGUAUAAGUAACUCGAAGUUUAACUCGAACUCGAACUCGAAUCCAACUCGAUGUUUCGGGAUUCCCUAUACUAGCUUGGCAGAUUGUUCCUUCGCUGUUGAUACAAUUCAAUAACAUGUUUGUAAAAAAGAAUUAAAAAUCAUGUCUGAAGAGUGAAAAAAUUUAACCUGUAUGACAGAUUGAUAAUAUAUUUUUGGCCAAUAAUAGAAAUUCAAAUGCAUGCAGCAAUGGAAAUUUUUUUCGAACAAGACUUUUUUUAUAUAAAUGUAACUGCCAUAUAAUUUCGUUGAAUAACAUGCAGCUAAGCUUAAAUAGCUAUAAAGCAAAUGUCUAAAAGUAAACGGGUAAAAGUUUGUAGACAAGCUGUCCUUUAAUUUUACGUUUCUUUUAUGGUUAUACUUUAUGCACGAUAUGCAGGAUUCCACAUCAGGAUUAUCAGCCCACGCGUAUGGACUAAUUAUGCAGGUUUCACUAUAAUAUAUAAAACUACAAGGAAUAAUAUAUAUAUAUAUAAAACCAGGGAAGCAUGUGGGGCGAUACAUAUAAUAUCAAACUUUAGUCAGUUUACUUACACCAACCAUGUAGCGGUCAUGAAAAAACCGCAUGUCAUUUAAAAUAUAAAUCCACUCAAUAAAGAAACGAUUAACCACUUUGCUGCAUGUGCAGCACUGACAGCUGUUACCGAAGAAUGGAAAGUUAAAAGAACUAACAGACGGUGAAUGCUAUGAUUGUGGGACUUGUUCGUUUCAUAAACUACACGCAUGCGUACAUGAGGUAAAAGACGAAAAGUUCGAUCAUUACAAAAAUAUUUUAUACAGCGUUUAUUUAGUAUAAACUGUGCUGCUUAAAAUUUAAUUUGCAUACGUUAUUCGCUGGCUACAAAGUUCCCUUGGUUUCACGCGGUGUAAACCUGUAGUUUCUUUGCAUUUCACUGACGACCAAACUAUCGUGUUUUUAACGCAUAUUUUCUUGCAGUUAGAGCGGGCAUCGAAAUACUUUGUAUAUAUGCAUGUGCUGGAAAAUUAAUAUUGUUGCAUCGACGAAAUUUAUAAUUCCACCGCAAAUAAUGUCGCGCGUGAAUAGCAAACGGUUAUUACUCAUGUAUAACGGCUAUUAUUAUUUAACAAAUAUAAAACAUUUUCUGUGUUGAUAUAGAUAUCAACACGAGUGGAAUUGGGAAAACGAGACAUUAUAUGGAAACACGACGCCCGAAGGGCGGAGUGUUUUCAUACAAUUUCGAGUUUUCCCAACUUCCACGAGUUAACAGAGAAGAUUAGUAAGAAAUAGAAUACAGUACCUAUACCAGAUGACUAUGACAUUGGAGAAUACUGAGAAGACAAUAACUGAAAAUAUUCUGUAAAAUUAAAAUGUAUAAGGUCAAGCAUCAGAGGUGCCUUAAACAAUUGCACCGCCAAUACCAGGAGGAUAUUACUAAGAGCUAUUCAUCAUGGCCAUGGUUACAAUAAGAAAAUCACAUUGAACAUUGUUAUAUUAUUCAGAGAUUAUUUGAUUACAUGAUUCCAUUUUUUUAGAGAAUAAUUAAUAGUUAUAAGUGAGAUGAAUCGUGGACAACUGAUUUUUCUUAAAACACUUUUGCAUUAGAAUCAUCAAUGCUGUAACAAUUAAACCGGCAUUGUGAUAAUUAUAUAAAUAUGGCCAAGGUGAAAUGCUGUAAACUGCCACAAAAAUUAUAAAGAAAGCUGAGGAAGACAUUUUAGCAUGUGCGAUGUUAGUCUGACGAAAAUAAUACAGCUUGAUUACUGAGGUGUGUGUAGCCGUCAUACAUAUUUAAUGCAGAUCGACAAAAUGCUGAUCGAGGUCCUAUAAUCGAAAUCAUUGUUUACAUACCUGAUACCUAGACUGUCUGUUCCCACAAACUAUAAGAUAACCAUAAGUAUAUGGCAGGAUUUCCGUUUCGGUUAUACAGAUUAUAUUGCCAUUGAUUUUCAAUAAUUCCAAACAUUGCCAUUGAUUGUAAAUCGCCAUGCAGGGCGCUAUAUAUACUGCUUGGAUUAAAUUUAGCACUUUGCUUCGGAAACAAGUGAGAGUAUUCGUUGCCUCAUUGAUGGUGAAAUUUGGCGAUUGGGUCACACUUCUAAAGACCUAAACACGGGUGUUUCGAAAACGAAGACCUACGGAAACGAAGACCGAAGACCUAAGAUGGGUCUUCGGUCUUCGUAAUUACGAAAUCAAAGACCUGUCUUUGUUUUCGUACUACGAAAACGAAGACCCUAAAAUAUUCAUUUACAUCUCAGGCAUGUUAAUGCCUGGGUCUGCCCACGCUUGGAUGAUAUCUUGCGCGCGUGUUGCACGCGCGAUCUGUCAGUAAUGCGUCUGUUAGAAUAUUCGCCCCUUGUGUGAGUAUUUUAGUGAAUUCGGGCGUUUGCUUCAAAUCAAAAUAUAGUAUAUAUGAGCGACAGGAUUAUUUUGGAAUAUACAAUGCAAAGAAGUCGGUAUACUAUUCAGUUUUGAUGUAAUAAUUGGCUUUUUGUAUAGCAAUAAGUAUUGUAUCAUUUGCGACAGCUGACCUUUGAACUGCUGAUAAAUAAAAGCUUCUUAUAGUGCGCUAUCUUGCGAUUAUUCAGUAUUAAUUGUUGACUGUUUCUUAUUUUCAAUGAAAAAUUGCUUGUGAAUUACAAAUUAAUAGCACAUAUAGUUCACUCGGUCUUUUCCACCAUGGCAUACUUCCCUUCAAGCAUUAACUAUGCUUCCGAUAUCGGCUUGAAUGCGCAAUGAAUGUUGUUAUUGGAAAUAUAAUAUCCCUUACAAUAAGCGGCAGACUGUUUCAUUAUGGCGCGUGAAAUUCAUCACGCGAAAAACGCGUUCGACUUGCAGCAGGGUAAUUUGACGAAAUUUUGCUAUUUUUGCUAGCUAAAAACAUUAACAAGGGAACAAAGUUUCCUGCGUUAAUUUGGAAACCGUACAUUUAUUUGUAGCUAACUUUUAAUGACGCGAUUAACAUUCGUUUGAUGCCGAUCAUCGUAAUAUAGCCGCAUAAAAUAAUGAAACGAAGCCUAAACGUAAACUUUCCGAAUUUAUUCAAUAAACAGUGAUAUUAUGGGUGAAUGAUUAUCGCAAUUCUGCGUCAUCUCAGUCACGAAAUAUACUGCUGCAGAGCCUCUGAUUAAAAAGUAUCAUUUUUUCUGUUGUUUUUCGAAAUAUACAUCACGUGAUCGUUGCCAUGACAACGAAAAGUAGGUCAACUUUUAGAAUCUCCUUUGAUAAAUCAUAUAAAUCUUGAAUGAUAAUAAUCAAGGCCAUACUUAUUUUUUUAUGAUUUUUUGUUUAUUUUCGCUAAAUACACAAACUGAGACCCAGGCAUUAAUGUACCUGAGAUUGUUUUCGCGAAAAUAAGCCUAAAAGUGUCGUGAAAUUAAUUACAAGGCAAAUUAUUUAUUUUAUUAAUAUUACUAUAUAACUUAAUGUUUAUAUUUGGUAGUUACGUUACCUCCCGAUCAGUUUUAUCACAGAGUACUUACAUUCAGUUCUGAGGGAAAACCGUAAUAACUGAAAAAAGGCAGUUUUUACCAAAAUAGCUGGUGGCCAUGUUCUCAGCAAGUGACCUAAAGUUAAGAGAGGCCCUGGAAGAUUAAAUUUCAAUAUGUUUUCAGGGGGAUGACUGCCUCUCCUUAAGGCACUUCCUAAGAACAUAGCGUAUACUGAAAAAAUCCCUUACGCUAAAUUAACCUGAAUCAUGCACUGAGACAUCUGUGUGUACGUAUACUUUGUGGUUCUAUUGGUAUUACUGAUUCAAACUGAUCAGGGUUUAUUUUAACGUGCACACAAAAUGUGCAGUUCUAAACCCAUUUGUGCAGUUCUUAAAACACAAAUGUGCAGUCACCAAACUAAAAAAAAUAGCCUUAAUUAAAACAGUCUUCUCAUUUACUCGUUACCCUUGUGGAUGCUCCAGAAAAUUCCAGAAAUACUGUCAUUAAUUGAGCAUCAAAAAUAUAAACGAUUUCUGGGGAAGACUCCAGACCAUCCUAUUUUCCUCACAACUGACACUUAUGUGCUGGGGUAAUGGAAAAGAAGGUAAAAUUGGGGCGAGCGAAGCUCCCCAAAAGAGAUUAGAGUGGGAAAACCUAAUAUUCUUUGCUGCCUCAAAUGCAAAUUUAAGGUUGUGAUUCCCGAUGAUUCCCAGUUACAUGUUUUGAAACAGUUUUUGUGAGUGGUUGGAUAAAACAAAUCUUUGCCAGAACUUAACAGCCUCUAGAUUCAAAUUGUUUUGGGGAACACCCCUAGCUCCCGCACCCAAAAAUCGAGUUUGUCUGGCCUUUCUCUAAUUCUACCACCCAACCACACCAUUAUUCUGUCACCUAUGUGCAGGUAAAAAAUCCGUUGCCUUCGAAACAUCCCUAUGUGUGCAGUUCUAAAUCAAACACCCGUUGCCUUCGUAACAUCCCUAUGUGUGCAGUUCUAAAUUUUUCUUAAAACAAACCCUGAAACUGAUUUGCCCGGACAUUGGAGACAUUGACUAGACUGCGAGCGGUCCCUCCUUUCCGCGUGUUUAGAUUUCCGGGCACGAGAAAGGAAAGGAGGGACUGCAGACAACACAGUCAAGAAAUGAAAUCGCGUUGCCCACACAACGCAAAAUUCCCAUUGGCGAAAUCGAUACGCCUGUCAAUCAAAUCUGAUAUGUAGUAAUUAUGCUAUAAAUAAUUUCCAGAGUGAAUGUUGAUUUUAUACAGGGUGUGUCAAAAUAAAAGUAAUCGAACGUCAGCGCGCUAUUGUGUCUGAAUUACUGCGUAUGAACGAGAUUUUUUCAUCUUCGGAAAGAUCAGGCUUUUAGCUGUUGAAUGAUAUGUUCUUCAUGCCAGAUGGAUAAAAAAUAAGCAAGUACGAGUCUGAUAAAAAAUGCUAGUCAGAUAGCAUAUUUUCACCGUUGUAAUAUGCGAUUCUGACUAACAUUUUUUAUCGGACUCGUACUUGCUUAUUUUUUCUCCACUUGGCAUGAAAAACAUGUCAUUCAACAGCUAAAAGCCUGAUCUUUUCGAAUAUGAAAGAAAAUGUUCAUACGCCGAGUAAUUCAGGUACAAUAGCGCGCUGAAGUUCGAUUACCUUUUUUUAUACACCCUGUAAAUAAACAUGACAUUAACGGUUUCCUAUUGGAUAGAUUUAAUUGGAUAUAGUAAUGUUUAUGCAAAGGCGGAGCCAAUUUGACAAGAGCGAAAAGUGGGCGUAUUUCGCUCCCUGAUCUCAAAUUUCACGCCCGCAAAUUAUUCCCGCCCGCAUCGAAAGGCCUGCGGAGGAGGUAGGCUUCUUGCUGUGUUGUCUGCGGUCCAUCAUUAGCGAGCUUAAGCAUGUAAGACCUGCCUCCUCCGCAGGCCCUUACUAUUUGUAGAUCAGUGUAUAUAUAGACAUAUCAGUUUAAUAUAUAGAUCAGUGGCUGAACAAAUCUGUUGUGACCCAGAGGUUGUGACCCGCGCGCCCCCAUUAAUUUUCGUCUUUUACUAAUUAAUUAUCAUUUGGGCCUGGGGACGAGGAUGAUUAAUUAUUUGAUAGCAGGCGACUGGGGACGAGGCAGAUGUAAGACGGCAAUGCGACGACGACGGCCAAAGCAAAUCCCUUCAAAUAAAUGAUAGUAAAGAACACUUGUCGUAUAUUAUAAUUUGUAUGAAUUUAAUACAAUAUAGGAAGCUGAAAACAUUGGCUUUAUGUUUGAGAAGAGUUCUACUGACCGAAUUUUAAGUUGCACUUGUUACGGCUUGAAAUGUAGACGUUGUAUAAAAGACGUGAAAAUCUGUGAUUUGCCGUUGUAAACAGAACGAUGACCACGUCUGAAACUCCCCUGGGACUUUGAUUAUUUAUUUCUUUUUAUUGACUCAUUGUAUUGGUUGCCGUCGUCGUCGUAUUGCCGUCCUAUAUGCUUAAGCUCCCUAAUUCUUCGAGGGACCACUCGCGGUCUAGACAUUGACAAUAGUACAGCAAAUGCAUAUAUACAUGUGGAAUAUUGCUAAAGUUUUGUUAACAUUGUACAUUUUGCAAUUGUAAUUCUGACAUUCUGUUGUUAACAUUUUACAUUUUAAAGUUAUUUAGCUAUUUCUUACUAGUCUGAUGUUUGCCUUUGACUAUAUUAAAAAUACAUGAGUGCUUUACUGGUUUAGGUUUCUAGUGAUUCUAUUUUUAUUGCUGAAUCGUAUUUUCCUAGAUCAUAUACUAUAACAUGUUAAUUUGCGCAAUAUAAAUAUUAAAUUAAUAUUAUUAUUAUUAUUCCUUAAUUUUUUCCAACAAUUUAUCGAAAAUUUUUCGCAACACUUUUACGCUUAUUUUCAUGAAAAUAACGUAUAAAUGAAUAUUUUAUGGUCUUCAAGACUUCGUUUUCGUAGUACGAAAACAAAGAUGGAUCUUCGUUUUCGUAGUACGAAUCAAAUACCUUUCAAAACCACAAGUACAGAAACAUCAAAUACCACCUCUGGAAUGUUGUUGCCAUGGUUUUACCACUGGUCUCUAUAUAAUAUGUGCACAGGUGUAAAUAUCGACAGGGAGGUUGUGUUGCCCACUAUGAACAAGUUGUAAACAAUGUUGUUGCACGUUUUGUUGACAACUUGUUCAUGCCUGUCAAUAUCAACCAGGAACAAGUUGUUGAUUUUCUCAAUGUUUAUGUGUGUACCGCUGUGCUUUUUAUUACAGAUUCAGAAACCAUCACAUUUUAAAGAUUAUCUAGCCUGCGUAGCAGGCGUUUAGCUGACGGGCGGGUACACAGGAAACGUCUGCCCAAAUGGCUAUGACAAAUUUGUUUUCGCCCAUUAAGGAUGAUUGACGUUUUGUAAUUAGCACCUUCACCCAUUAUCCAAUCAUAGUCGAGAUUUAUAUUUAGCAUCAUGCAUGCUUUUUGCUCGGCAACUACGGAGAUUUGCAGAGAUUUUAUGCACUAUUUAAAACACGAGCAGCAGUGUUUUAUCAGAUAUAAAGAUGGUCUGAUAAAACACGCACUGCAAAUGUUUUAAAUUGCUUCAAAAACGAUCGAUCUAGUAUACGUUCAUUGGCGAAGUAGCUUUCAAAAAAUUCGGUGUGUAUAUGUAGAGAAAAUCAUUAAAAUUUAUGUAAAUCAAGGGAAAUCUCUCACAUAUAUAUAUAUCAAGGAUACGACACGUUUAUGAUUUUUUCUUUGUGUUUUCCUCAUGAAUUAUUGAGUUUUUGAAGCUAUUUUAGACAACAGUCAGUCACAACGUGCACAGAGUUUUUAUCUUUUAAAAGACUCCUGAACUACGGUUGUUUAACGUAUUCUGCCGUAUAGCAAAUAUAACAGUUGAGCAUGUUUUGAAAUGUUAUUCUUAAAAUCAUCAUCCAACCUCAUAGCUGCAAUGCCAAGUGAUAUAGCCUCAACUAUCUGGUCUUGAAUUAUACUUUAAAGUGAACAAAUAACAAGACAACUAUAUUAAAGAAAUAUUCAGGAUAUAUUUAAAAUGUAUAAUUGAAAGAUCAAACUUUUCCGUACUCCUUAGGAAGAAUUCGAAUCGCGAUAUCGAAGAACCGGCGUCUUCACCACGUAGCAAAUUAAUAAUAAUACUUUCUCUGUUCUGGUUCAACUGAAUUUCGAAGCCUAAAUACUUGAAAUAUAAGAAAGUUUCCUCGAAAGCAUUAACAUGCGGCAUAUUUUUGAUACGCGACUAUAAACGCGUCAACGCGAGCAAAAUUAUUGUUGACAUUUGAGUUACGUAAUUACUUCCGUUAACAAGAUUAACCAAUGGGAAGCUUUUCCGAAGAUUCUUCGGAGAAGAACAAAUUAAUCAUAGACAUUUGGGCAGGCGUUUAUUUAACGACGCCCUUUCUUCUCCCGCCCGCACUAAACGCCUGCUACGCAGGCUAAAGAUUAUCUUGAGUCCAUGACUUUAUUUUUUUAUAUUCUUUUAUAUUCAAUAUAUCAUAUAGGAUGUAGUAUAAAUCUAUUACGGCAAAUUAUAUAUUAGAAUCAUGUACUGCAUUUAACGACACAUCUCUUUCGAAUUUUAUGCUUUCAGAAUCAGUUAAGUUUCUAUACUCUAGUAUAAUGCUAUUUGAUGAAGCCAUAUUUUAGUAUUUAUUCAAUUUAUUUUGAGGAAGGUUUGAAAACUUUAAAUUUUACCCGGAGGAAAUUUAAACAGGUUUUGCAGCUCUGAGGGGUUGUUGCAUACAUGUAUUUCUAGUUUAACUAUAUUAGGGUUUCAAGAAAACUUAGAGUCAGAGAAGGUUGUAUAUUAUUGGAAUAUAAACGUUUCCAAACGGUUUCCUGGGUAACAAGUCCAUAAUUUAAUGUUGAAAUAUAAACAAUUUAAAAUGUGUUGUUUUGCCUUUUAACACAGCAACCUUUCAUGUUGAAUUUCAAAUCUGAACAUGAGAAUUGGACGGGAGUCAAGUCCAAGCGGCUUGUAAUUCCAGAACCCGCGUCUGCCGCUAUAAGUGCAAGAAAACCCCCUGCAGUGUGAAUUUGAGGUUUGAAACCGUUAACCACAAAUGGCCAACUUAAAAUCGCAUUUGAAUGUAAGGUCUACAGUUUUGAUAGCUAUAGAAUUAAGUAGUUAAUUCAUGCUCCAAUCUUAGUGCAUAAGUUGCCCUAACUUCGAACAGCUAACAGUUGACUUCAAGUUACGAUUUCAAGUUUGCCGUUUUAGUCGAGGACCUGCAUGUAUAUGAGUUUGUAUGCAUUUCAUUUAGGACAGAUAAUCUCAACUGUUUUAGGGUAAGUUGACCAUGACGGUCAACAUGGUAACGCUGCCCGAACCCCAAUUCGGGACGAAACGUCCGAAACUGACCACACCCAAAAACGACGCUUUCGCCAUAGUGCUAUCUACCAAACCAUACAAGCUUUGGCUAUGAUGAAGUGCUUAUAUGGUUCAGAGAUGGUGCUUUUAGGGGUGGUCAUUGGUAAGUGUGAAAUGCCUAGCAAUGAUAUUUCACAAGAAAAUGACCAUGAAAUACUCAUAGUCAAACGUCAAUUUGUGGCUUACAACUUCAGAUAAACAGCAGUGGACCUAUAUUACCUUUUUUCCUAAGUAUUUUUGAUAGAAACAUAAUUGGUGCUUAUUUAAUUAUAUUAUCACUGUUUUGGUGUAAAAUGGUUAAUAUUUUGUGACCGAAAUAAUAAUUUCAAAUGUACCUACCUCCUGCAAUGGACGUAUUUGACCAAAUUGUCCACUUUACUCCGCUGUUUAUCGCAGAUCUCGCUGAAAUCCUUCCAAAUAUGCAAUUCAGCUCAAACAUAACGGUAUCAAGCACAUUUUAAACAAGUUUUAACUGGGUUUCAAGUAGAUCCUACCUGUUUAACCAUCGACAAGGUAAAACCUCAACUUUGUCCAAAUUCGGCGCCAUUCUGUCAUCCCGUUCGGUUGUGCACAUUUCGGCCCCGUUCUUCUUCCAUCGAAGAAGGACAAGAAGUGAUAAUGACAAAUUUAACCCUUUGUUAAGGGUAUUAAAAUAAAAAUACAAUAAAAAAUGCGAAAUGCAGCAUUUUAUCACCAUGAAAGAUGUUGCUUACGAGUCUUUCAAAACAUUCCGUACAAAUCUCGCGUGGGAAAGUAACAGGGACGUGACAGGGGGGUGGAGACUUAAAAAAUAAAAGCAAAGGCACGCAGAACGCAGUAUAAUGAUAAAACCAACAAUCAACAUUUAAUUUGUAUUUUCAUAUUACAGGUAAUAGUAUGUAUUUAUUUCUCGCUACAAGAAAUAAAACAAACGUUUGUAUCAUUGUAUUUAGUUUUUGUUUAUUUCACGCAGCCUUCGUGAAAGAAUUCAACCCCCUGUCAGGUUCAACCCCCUGUCAGAUUUUUAUUUCAAUAGACUUAACAAAGGGUUAAAUUUGUCAUUAUCACUUCUUAUCCUUCCUCGAUGGAAGAAGAACGAGGCCGAAAUGUGCACAACCGAACGGGAUGACAAAAUGGCGCCGAAUUUGGACAAAGUUGAGGUUUUACCUUGUCGAUGGUUAAACAGGUAGGAUCUACUUGAAACCCAGUUAAAACUUGUUUAACUUAACAUAUUUGGAAAGAUUUCAACGAGAUCUGCGAUAAACAGCGGAGUAAAGUGGAGAAUUUGGCCAAAUACGUCCAUUUGCAGGCGGUAGGUACAUUUCAAAUUAUUAUUUCGAUCACAAAAUAUUAACCAUUUUACACCAAAACAGUGCUAAUAUAAUUAAAUAAGCACCAGUUAUGUUUCUAUAAAAAAGAUUUAGGAAAAAAGGUAAUAUAGGUCCACUGCUGUUUAUCUGAAAUUGUAUGCCACAAAUUGACGUUUGACUAUGAGUAUUGCAUGGUCAUUUUCUUGUGAAAUUUCACACUUACCAAUGACCACCCCUAAAAGCACCAUCUCUGAACCAUAUAAGUACUUCAUAAUAGCCAAAGCUUGUAUGGUUUGGUAGAUAGCACUAUGGCGAAAACGUCGUUUUUGGGUGUGGUCGGUUUCGGGCAUUUCGUCCCGGAUUGGGGUUCGGGCAGCGUUACCAUGUUGACCGUCAUGGUCAACUUACCCUAAAACAGUUGAGAUUAUCUGUCCUAAAUGAAAUGCAUACAAACUCAUAUACAUGCAGGUCCUAGACUAUUUGAGGUUAGCGGUUUGCUUGCCGUAAACGUCAAUCUUAAAGUCCCUAAUGACAUCUCAUACUCAUAAGUCAUAAUUUACUGAACUGAGGGGCCCUACUAGAUAUUUUGAGUCUGAUCAAUAUAUAAUGGACGACUAAAUUGCGCUUUAGAAAAAUUUUUAACCUGGGAAUAACAAAGAAUAUUUUCGAAAAGAAGUUAUCAAAAUUAGAAAAACUGCAAAGUUUGGUUGCGAAAUGUUGUAAAAUACGGAAAAUAUAGCCCUGCGAAGUUGGCAAAUUUGUAUACAUUUCUAUUACGUGCGGAAAUUGGUAACUCGAGUAAUUUAGUUACCAAUUCACGCACGUAAUACAAAAGUAUACAAAUUUGCCAACUUUGAAGGGCUAUAUUUUCCGUACUGUUUUACAACAUUUCGCAACCAAACUUUGUAAUAUUACUAAUUCCAAGACGCUCUUUCUAGCUGUGGUGAUAGAUUUCGUUGUUCUUACUUAGGCCCGGUUUAGACGGCGAACUUUUCAUGCGCCGAAUCUAAUGCAAGAAUUAAGUGCGACGCUGGAGCGGCGUCUAAAUCAAUUAAGUUCGGCAGGUUUUGAUUAAGUUCGACACGACUCGAAGAUGCGACAGGACAAGUCGUAUAUGCGACACAGGUUCGACAUUGAUUUAGACGCCGUGCUUUUCAUGCGCCGAACCUAAUGCAUAAUUAUUUUUUAACACCAUAAUAUGAUUAUCAUAUAUUUGCAUUGUAAAUAUUUCCAAUAUAAUGUCUUCGCAAUUUGGUACGGUGCAAUUAAGUUCGACGUCUAAAUCAGUUUCCGAUAUUUUGCCGUAUCUACGGCAAUUAGAUUCGGCGUCCAUUCACCAGUUAUAUAUCUAUGUAUAGUAUCAUCAUGCAUGAGCAGGAUAAAGCAAUAUGUAUUGUUGGCUAAUUUUCUCAUGGAUUAUUAAUGAGCUUGAGCUGAUACAUACUUAACAGCCAUCAGUAUCUGUAAAUUGAAGAAAAGACUACAGUUAUUACAGUAAAUCUAAUUCAUCACAAGAAAACGUAAUAAUCUAAUUCAGUAAGUAUACCGCUAUUGCAUGUUGAGUAUUGUUUAUCAAAUGAUGCUCUUAUACUUUCUAGACUGCAUGAGAUGGGCAUGUGAUUUAUACUUGCUUAAAACAUGUUCAUAUAUACUGCAGCAUAUAUAUGACUAUAUAUAUAUAUAUAUAUAUAUAUAUAUAUAUAUAUAUAUAUAUAUAUAUAUAACCUGGUUUACUUCAUAAGAUUUAUUCACUACAAGCUUGAGCUACAACAACACAACGAAACGCUGCAGUCUUUGUACACAUGAAAAAUUCAUUAUAAUCUACCACCCUGAACUUUGUUCUUUAAAUUCAAGAAGUGAACUUUUAUCGAAAUGCAGACAUAGUCUAGUAAUCUAGGCUAUACGUAAUUUAAUACUUGAACAUUCCGUUUACGUCAAACAUGUACAGUAGUAUAUAUAACCUUGGCAACAACAUAGCGCGACAUUUAAAUUCACCUGAUGAGUGUGGCAAGCAUUGCUUGUCAUACGAAACAAGUUUGUAGUGAAUAAACAUUACAUUACCUUUAACUUUGGAAAAUAAAGUAUUUAUUGAUUUCUCGAAUAUAUAUACUAUAUAUAUAUAUAUAUAUAUAUAUAUAUAUAUAUAUAUAUAUAUAUAUAUAUAUAUAUAUAUAUAUAUAUAUAUAUAUAUAUAUAUAUAUAAUAUCAGACGGCAAUUAACUGUGUAUGUAUAGCUGCAAAACAAUUUCUAAUACGUAUACUAUAUACUGAAGAAGCAUCAUAAUUAUAUCGGAUAUCUAUAUGUUGCAGUCAGACAACUUUAAAUUUAGUUCGUUUAAUUAAUUUAAUUGGUUAAAUUCAUGUAGGCUAACUUAUUAACUUCAUGGAUUUUUGUAGUCCCGUAAAACUUUUUAAUGUUUAAAUUUAAUUAAAUGUGGAAGCCUUAUGUGGACUAUUUGGACUAAUUAGUUGACUGUAGGCUCGGAUUCCAGCCGUUAGGGUUCUCGCCACAAGUUGGCUGUUGCUGAGUAUUUUUAAUAAAAUGUUCCAGAAUCCAUCUUGUCAUUUUAAAGUCAUGAUUUUAACAUCCGUUGUAAUAUAUAUAUAGCUAAGUACACUUCAUAGAAAUUUUUUAAGUCAAUGACAAUGUUGUCUAUAUAUCUUUGAUAUCAGCCUUAAUUUGUAACAUCUGCAUUUUAUCACUUCCGGGUAUUAGGAAGCAGCCGUUUUGAAUUUUAAAAUGUUCGAUAAAGCUGUUACAUACAGUUUCUUGAUAAAACUGUUAAGUUUAGUUCAGAUUAUCCUCUUAUUCAUAUGAAAUACAUAAUAUGGCUAUAUAUGGGAUGAGUAGCUAUGUGUUCAAUUAAUGCACCCGACGUCCAUAGUUGGCAAACCGCCUUGUGGUAGAAAGUAACGAUUUGUGGCUGCGAAAAUCGCAUGUUAAUUAUAACGCACCUGCAGCUGCAACAGAGUUCCCUGCAGGAUGUUGAAAUAUUUUCGACUUGUUUAGAUACACAUUGUAACCCAUUGUUUAUUUGAAUAAAGUAGCUAUCGAAACAAAACCUAAGAAUAUCGGAUAGAUUUUCGGCUUCAUGUCAAAGCAAUUACACCCAUUGGGUCCACGCCACGGCCAUGUUGAAAUUUUUCCAGCUGGGUCGUUUAAUUUAUUUAAUUUAACGCGCAAUAGCUACAAAUAAUCAGAAAAUAUUUGUUCUACUAUGCAUCGUUCCGUUUGGAUUAGUUGAAAUGAUCUUUUUCAUCCAACAACAACAGUUCCAUGUGUUAAAGUUAAUAUAAGUGCAAUGUGGCUGAAAAAACCCCAAUAAAUAGAGUAAAAUAAAUACGGUUUUAGUUUAUUUACAUCAUGAUAUUCCAUCUCAAAUAUUGGAAAGUUGAUUAAAUUAAUGUACGAGUUUAAAACUGCAGCCAUGUGUAAUUAUAACGGCUGGACACGCAUAUAGAUUUAAUCUUUAGAAUAUAUUGUAAUCAAGAAAGUCAAACCUCUAUUGUUUAAUUCAAUAUCUAUAUAGCUUACACUAGAUAGUAAAAUAUAAAUAAUCAUUUUUUUCAUCGCGCUGAUUCCAAGUAUUUAUUGCGUGUGCAUUGUAUACUGCAUGCAUUCACAUUGUCCAUGUUCAAGUUUGAAAACUGAUGGAGUGAUGAACGUCAUAAUCUAUCAACAGUGUUGAUUUCCUUAGGCAUAUAUUCAUUAAUGUACUCGCGGUUUUAUUAAUUGUGAAGGCGGCAAAAAGACUCUUAAGGUUUGUUUAUAUCACGGGCGAAUAUUUGUUUUUAUAUUUUGAAUUUCACCUGUUUAUGGCGGUUGUUUUGUUGUUAAGAGUAUGAUUGAAUGCCGAACAUUCGAAUAAUAUACAAGCAUGCAUCACAGCCUGUUUUUGUUGCAAACCAAACAUUUAUGGUAUACGUCAAUAUCAUGUAGGCCGCUACUUUGGAAGUUUAUUAUUGGGCCGAGACAAGAUUUUCCUCAUGCCGUAACGAUUGAUCAAUGUAUAAAUUUAAAGUCAGUUGAAAUAAUUAUUUUACUUACAAUAUGUCAAUGACGUUAAAUUUAAUGUACUAUUCGGUCCAUUCAUAUCAAAAGUGCCUUACAUUCAUGUAGCUGUUUUCGAGAUUUUUUUAUUCGUACUACUCCGAAAUAUAAUUGCUUGAAGAGAUACUUGAAAAAUAGACAGCGAGAUUCAUUUUGUUGUCAAAACAGAGAUAUAUUGGAUAGUGUGCAAAUCUUCACCAAGGAUUUUAUUUUUUUAGGUGUGUAAAUAAAACAAGAGCUUAUAUACAGGAAUUUAGGAAGUCAAGCGGAUUAACAGUCGAGUAA